UCACCCAUGCUGCAUCGUCAUGCUGCUCACUCCGGAUGCAGUUGUCAUGGAGAUUGGGGAGAACUCAGCGUCCACUGGUGGCACUGUUACCAUGGAAAUCCUCCCGGCUGGAGCAGUCUUGGAGGAGCAGGUUGAACCGGAGGACUGGCAACACAGUGGUAGAGAAGCAUUCCGGCACAGAAACUAUCGGAUGCUGAUUGUGAUUGGAGAGAUUCCAACAGAUUAUCACCUGGAAGCUGCUCGGAGACAGAUUGUACAAGGUUUGCUUUCCUGGAAUGUUGAUCUGUCCGUUUGUGACCUGAAUAAGGAGCUGCAGCUUUUUAAGACCAGACACACCGCUCAGUUUUCUCCUCAAGUCAAAGGUCAGAGAACUCUUCAGUACCAGAGUGAUGUCCUUCAGACUGUAGUGUUGGUGAACCCAUCAGAGGAAACCGUUUGUUUAGAGACAAGUUCUUUGAUUACUGACGCUGCUACUAAUAAGUUGCUCGUUCUGAGCGGCCUGAAUUCUGACCAGGGAGGUGACAUUCUUCUGGAAAGUGGAGCUUUCACUUGGCAACACUUUUCUGAUAUCAUCUCUAACCCUCAAGUCAUUGAAGUCCUGUCCAGGGCCUCCUCAGAGCUCCAAUCCAAGCUUACUGUUUCUUGCCUGGGAGACGGGGGCUGGAGCUCCCUGGGCCAAAGCCAGGAGCAGCAGCCACUCCUUAAUAGUCUUGAAUAUCGCUUAAACCCUGAGCCCCAUCUACCCAACAUGGAUGGAGUCACAGAGUUCACAGAAUAUGUCUCAGAAACAGUGGAUGUACCAUCACCUUUCGAGCUUCUGGAGCCACCAACCUCUGGUGGGUUUCUGAAGCUGUCCAAACCUUGCUGCUAUAUAUUUCCUGGAGGCAGGGGAGACUCUGCUCUUUUUGCCGUCAAUGGAUUCAACAUCCUUGUGGAUGGAGGGUCAGAGAGGAAGGCCUGCUUCUGGAAGUUAGUUCGACACCUAGAUAGGAUCGAUUCAGUCCUGCUCACUCAUAUUGGAGCAGACAACCUGCCUGGAAUAAAUGGGUUGUUCCAAAGAAAGAUUGCAGAGCAGGAAGAAGAAAAGAACCAGGGGUGUGGUUCCAGUAGUAAUAGUGACUGGAUGAAGAACUUAAUUUCCCCUGAGCUUGGGAUUGUGUUUUUUAAUGUCCCUGAAAAGCUAAGGAUGCCAGAGUCUACAAUGAAGGUAAAGCGGAGCAUUGAAGAAGCAUCUCUCACAUUGCAAUACCUCAACAAGCUUGGCAUAACACCAGAGCCUCUUCACAGGGUAGUCAGCAACACCAUUGAACCAAUAACACUGUUCCACAAACUUGGUGUGGGAAAGCUUGAUAUGUACAUCUUGAACCCUGUAAAGGAAAGCAAAGAAUUGCUGUUUUUGAUGCAAAAAUGGGCAGGGAAUAGUAAAGCCAAGACAGGAAUCAUGAUGUCGAAUGGAAAGGAAGGAGAAAUUUCUGUCCCUUAUCUAACUUCGGUUACUGCUUUAAUUAUUUGGAUCCCACACCGACCCACAGAAAAGAUAGUCCGCGUUCUGUUUCCUGGAAAUGCACCGCAAAAUAAAAUCUUUGAGGGCCUUGAGAAGUUAAAACACCUGGAUUUCCUGCGAUACCCAGUGGCCACUCAGAAAGACAUAUCAUCUGGCGCACCACCCGCAAUCAUCAAGCAAACUAAAAUAAGGUCAAGAACAGACAGCAAAGAGAGUCUCAAAUCUUCCCCAAAACCUCAUGCUAAAGCUUCUAAGAAAGAAGCCAGUGGACAAGAGGAGGAGUCAAAAAGUGAAGCCACUAAAGACAAUAAAGUUGAGAAGAAAGAGGAGAAGAAACCCAAAAGUGACAGUUUAAAAGCCACCAAACAGCAAAAAAACAGUGAGGUGGCUCCUGGGGCCGAGAAGAUACCAAAAAAGAAAAUUUCCAAGGAAAAAUCUACAAAAAAAGAAAAAGCAUCUAAGAUGGAUGAAAAGAAAGACAAGGAGAAGAAGGAAACCAAAAAAGAAAAGGUAAAGAAAGAUGAGAAUAUAAGGAAGGAAGAGAAAAAGGAGAGCAAGGCAAAGGAUGACAAAAAGAAAGACCAAGGUAAACCGGAGCUGAGAAAAAUCACCAAGCCUGACCUGAAGCCGCUCACCCCUGAAGUGAGAAAAACUCUGCAUAAGGCCAAGGGUCUGGCUAAGCCGAAGUCUGACAAAAAUAAAGCUGUUAAAGAUGAAGCAAACGAGAAAAGGCCAGUUCCAAAGAACAUCACUGAAGAGGUCGCAGCAGCAGCUCUGGCUGAUAGGUCCAUCAUGUCCUCACCAGAAGACCUCACUGAGGACUUUGAGGCUCUAAAACAAGAGGAGAUGUCCAAACAGAAGACAGGGUUUGUCCAUAGUGAUGUAAUUCCAGUCAACUCAAAUACUAAAGUUUCUUCUCAAGCUGUGCCCGAUGAGAAAAUAAUGUCCACCAUGGAGGUUAAGCUUGUUGGAUCUGAAUACCCUGUUACUCAAGAAGACAACAAAAGCAAUCAAGUUCUGGCUACUCAACAAAAAGAUGUGAGUCAUGGCUUUGACAAGUAUGAAGAGGAGAAAACAGAGAGAUGUGACUUUUUAAAAGAAACCGUGAGUGACAGAUCCAAGAAAAGUGAGAGCUCAGAGGAGGAGGGUGAUGUGAUUGAGAAAGCUGAACUAGAAGGGACAGAAGAUGAUGAGGUCAUGAAAAUAAAAACAGAGGAGGUGAAAAAGGAGUGGGACACCAAACCAGCUGAGCAAAAAACAGCCACUGCACCUCUACCAGUCUCUGCCACAGAACAGCAAUCCUUCAUCCAAGAUGAGACCAUCCCUGGAUACUCAGAGACAGAGCAGACAAUUUCUGAUGAGGAGAUUCACGAGGAACCUGAAGACAAGAUCCCACAGCUGCAUUACGAUGUGGGUUCCUAUGAAAUUUCUGUUCCAGAUGUUCCAGGUACAUUUGAAUCCAUGCACGGGAUUAAAGAGAUGAAGAGUUCUAUAGUUUGUGGUGCUCCAGAUGUCAAACCUAAAGCUAUUGUGGGAAGUCAGGAGCCUGAGCUUGCACCAUAUCCUGCCAUCAUUGCUGCUCCUCUUGCAGAAGAGGAGCAUAUCUCUUCUGCAACAUCUAUCACAGACUAUGACAGACUAUCAUCUUUUGCUACCUCUGUGGCUGAGGACCAAUCAAUUGCCUCUGUUACGGCACCUCAGACAGAAGAUAUCGGGAGGAAUUCCCUCUUGUUGGAAACCAUGAACAGUGCUCCAUCACGUGCGGAGGCUGCCCAAGGGAAAGACUAUCUCCAUUCAGCAGGUACCAUAUCUCCCACCUCCUCCCUGGAGGAUGACAAGUGCUUUAAAUCUCCGUCCUCUGAUGAAUAUCAACCCAACAUUCCAGAGAUAGAUAGUGAUGCAAAGACCAAAACAGUCCAUGAAGAAGAAGAUGAUGAGGAAGAUGAGGAUGAAGACCAAACUCCAAAUGUUGACAUUCCCCUGGGAAAACUUCAAGAGGGCUAUGAACAAGCUACCUCCUUGAUGCACCAAGAAUUACUGAAAUCUCCCUCCAAUGGCAUUCCUUCACAGCCUGUCAAGGAAGACCAAACUCUAAUUGGCGCAGAAGAAUUCAAGACCACUGCUGAUGUAAAAACUAUCUCACCCCCUCCAUCUUUCUCUCCUGGGCUAGAGUCCAGGUCCAGGCAGGACAGUGAGGAGAGAUGCUUUAGUCCUGAUGAUAGUACCAUGAAAUUGGCCUCACCCACACAGUCAGUGCCCACAAGCAGUGGCUACUCUCCAACAGAAGAAAAAGUUUUAAAAGCAGAAGAAAAAGAUGAGGGACUGACGACUGCUAAGGCUGAAAUACCUAAAACUGACAGAUCGGUUACCAUCUCAGAUAAUACCUCCUUUAUUGGCUUGCCAGGUGACAAAACAGCUUUCGAAGCAUCUGAGGAAUCAGAUGAGGACAGUGAGGAUGACUAUUACACCAAAAAGGAGUUAAAGCCUGUUUUAAAAGCUAAACUCAUGGAAGCAAAAGAGGGUUGCUUUUUAGAUGAUGACUUUGAAGGGAAAUGUGCAAAGACAGAACCGGGAGCUCAGAGUUCAGACAAGAUACAAGUGUCCAUUAGCACUAUGGAAAAACCAAAACCAAAAGUGAUGUUUUCUGAUGAAGACGAUGAAGACGAUGAAAAGGAUGGCGGCUCUAAAAUCCUUUCAGAUGAAAAAGACCAAGUGGAGAAAACUGAUAUUACCAUCACAGAGUCAGAGAAAAGUGUCCAUUUCAGUCUUUAUGAAUGUCCAGAGAAAGAGAGCCGAGAGAGGGCAGUGUAUAUAAGACAGGACACACCAUAUGUCCAUGGCAAAACAUUCUCUUAUGGUGAUAUUUAUGACAGCAAAACAAGCUCGGAGGAGUCUGAUUUGUAUCGAGAAGAGUCCCAAGAUAAGGUAGAGCAAGUAUCUUCAAAGACUGAAGCAGAUUUGCACAAAGAUGAAUCUCCAUCACAAGACAUGUUAUCGGGCAAGGUGUUAGAAAAAGAAGUAAAAGAGUAUUCCACCUCUGAUUGGAUUGAGUCUAAGAGUACAUCAGCCACAGAUCAACUUGAAAAAGAGGUGAAAGAAAAAGAAACAUUUGUUUAUAGUCAGACUAGUCGUUUCCCUUCAGUGGCUGACAGACCUGAAGCUUCAACCACUUGUUUAAAGUCAGAAGAGGAUCAUGCUCCCAUCACAAAGCCCCCAACUUUCACCUCAGUCACAUCCAGCUACAGCGAGAAAAGUGCAUGUUUAGAGAUUGAUAUGCGGAAAUUUACAGCAAGGGAUGAAGAGGAUUAUGAUGAUGAUGAAGUUCUUGAUGACGAUGAGGAGGAGGAAGAGGAGGAUGAAGAUGCAAUUGAUUCUGACACUGAGAAAGGUGCCAAAGAGAAAUCUGAGAAAGAAGCAAAAAGUCCAGUUAGUGAAAUGCUAGGCUCAAACCGACCUGAAUUCAUUGUUUCUAUGGCGGGAUACAGUUACAACAGUCAAGUAAAGCCAAGCAUUACAGAAACCAGUUCAAGUUCAGGAACCAAGGCUGAAGAUGAAGCCCAGGCUGAGUUUUCCUGUGUCAAUGGAAAACCAGUUCAUGCAGGAGCUACCAGUUUGUCUAGCUACUCCUCAGGUUUUGAAGAUUCGUACAAGAAAGACUUGUUUAUGUCAAGUCAGAGUGGAGACAAAGAUAAAAUAGAUUCUCCUUUUAAAUCAAGUGAGGAUGGCUACUAUCGAAGCCAAAAAGACAGCACUGAAUUUGAGAAACAAAAGACACCAGAUAUUCUGAGUAAGAGCUCAUUGGAAACAAACUUUCAGUACACAACCACAGCUGCUGCCCCGGGCUACUCAUCUUCUUCAGCAUACAGCUACUCAUCCUCCACCUCAGGCUCACUAUCCACUAGCCGACAGUUUGGAGAGGAGCUAGAGACACCUGCGUCUGCCGAGCCUCCCUUUGAGUAUUCCUCAUUUAAAGAUGAACACUCGCUUGUCAUGGAUUCUCCUUUCUCCAGCUCAGCUGGCGCUAAAGAUGAUUAUCUUGAAGUCUCUGAGAAGCAAAUCACUGUAACAACCACGGCAGAGUCCAGCUCGAGUUUAGCUCGCUUCUCACCCCUCAGUCCUUUUGAGGAGGUCAAAUCCUUUCCAGCUGUCUCAUCUGCAACUACAAUUCAAGAGAAGGAACAUGGAGCUCCGAUAGGUGGGGUUUCUGAUAAAGCACCUCGAUCGGACUGCUUCUAUAAGCCUGAAUGGCCUGAGGAUACAAAGCUUGACACAGCUGCUGGGUUUGGGGCCUCUGUGGGUCCUUUCGUAGACUUCUCAAUGAAUAAAGAGGCAGCCAGUGCUGCUUUGUUUGGCGUAACUCCCUCUCCUCGACCUGACAUUGAAGGCAAACAUUACUUUGAGGAGACUGAUAGCAGUGAGGAGGAGGAUGAGGAGGCAUAUCUGCGUAAAAUGACCCAGAAGUCUCCUUCCACUGGUCCUACAAGUAGCCUUCCAUUUUGUGACAAGCCAUUAGCUGCAGCCUUCAGUGGAAAGACAAGUGAUGCACGUCCAGAUUCUCUUGGCUCUUACAUUUCGACAGCACUUCAGACCACUAAGUCGGACACAACAAAUGGCCCGACAGAGGUAUGCACAAGUAGUACCCUUCCUUCUGGGGUAACGACAGUUGGAGCACCUUCAGCAUCAGCUAAAGUGGAGUCCAAAGAGGGAGCAGCAGGUUACAUUCGGAGUUCCUAUGAGUGGGAAAUGCCUAAGCCUCAAAUGGGGAUGGUGCCUGGAGACUCCCCUCCUCAUUACCGCCAUGAUGAUGAGUUUGAGGAGGAAUGUGAGAUGGAGUCAGAGCACCCCCCUCGCCCACUUUCCCUUGCCUCUGCUGAUCAGCAGUUUCGCUCACCAUUCUUUGCAGAAGAGUGUAGCCGAGGUGAGCAGGAUGAUGAUGAUGAUGAUGAUGAUGAUGAUGAUGACAGUGAUCAAGACCUACCCAUAGGAGCAACCUCUUCUUACACCAGCCGCACCUCCCCUGGAUACUCAUCUUCUGAAUUCAGGCAGCGUAAAGAAGACUUGUCGCCAUCCUUCAUCAACCCCUGCAUGAGGCAGUUUUCUACUGACGAGCAUGACAAAGAGGAGGGCCACAGAAGUGAUCAGUCACAGGAGGGAGAAGAACACGACCUAUCAGUCAAGAAGAGAGCUCACAAACAACCCCAUGUUCAACAGACUCAUUGCAGAGACAGCAGAACUCUGUACCAGGCUGGUGGUAUGUCUGCAGGGCUGUGUCUGGCCACAGAGGACACCCCGCCUACCUCUGUCAGCGAGUCUCUACCCUCUCAGUCAGAGUCAGAUCUGCAUCCUGGUACUGAAGAGUACCCCUCAGUUGUUGGUGAAGGCAACAUGGACUCAGACGAGGAUGGAGAAUAUAUGCCGAUUGAUAAAUCUGCUACCGGUCGAAGUAGCCAUCAUUCUGCUUCCAGGAGUAGCCAUGACCCUCCUCCUGCACCAGUAUUGGACCCACAUCCUCACCCUCCACACCCAGAUGUCUGCAUGGUGGAUCCUGACACUUUAGCUAAUGGUUCUCUGAAGAAGGAACCAAAAGCAAAAAGCCUAAAAAAAUCUUCAGGAAAAACAAAAUCAGCAUCUCCUGCCAGGCGUAGGAGGUCUCCCAUGCCUGUAAAACAGACCUCACCACGGAGCGCCUCUCUGAAGAAAAAGGACACCGACAAGAGCUCACGUAUGUCUCGUCUGUCGGACGGACAAGGCUCAAAAGACGAUGACCUCUCCAGAUCCAGCUAUAACGUUGGCAAAGGGCUGACAAAUGGUGUCAAAACCAGCUCAGGUUCUCAGAAAUCCGGCCCAGCAGCCGCUUCUGGCCUUCCCAUUUAUGUUGAUAUGGCCUACAUUCCCAACCACUGCAGUGCUAAGAACGUGGACCAAGAGUUUUUUAAACGCAUUCGCUCUGCCUACUACGUAGUAAGUGGAAACGACGCUGCAGGAGGUGAACCUAGCCGAGCAGUCCUUGAUGCUUUGUUGGAUGCCAAAGCUCAAUGGGGAUCAAACCUUCAGGUGACGCUUAUCCCCACCCAUGACACAGAGGUGACCCGCGACUGGUACCAGCAGACUCACGAGAGGCAACAGGAUCUCAACAUCAUGGUCCUGGCUUCCAGCAGCACCGUCGUCAUGCAGGACGAGUCUUUUCCAGCCUGCAAGAUUGAGUUUUAAGAUCUCCUUCACCUCUCCUCUGCCCAUCCUUCUAGCCUCCCUGAUGUAGAUCUUUUCUGAUUAAUCUUUUUUCUGUAUCCUGAUAUGCAACCUGAUGUGUCUCUGCUCUACCCAGAUUGUUUGGUAAAGCAGGGACAGAUUUGGGGAACUUUUUUUCAGUGUUUUUUGUUUUUUUAAAGCUUAGUGUGGCUAUUGCCACACUAAUCCUAUAGGUACUUUGCAGCUAGUUAAUAAUCAUUGCUGUGUUUACUGUGCUGUAGCCCUGAACCUUUUCACAUUUAGUCAUAUUACAAACACAAACUUCCUGUGUUUCCCCCCCCCCAAUCUUCUCUGUAAAAUAGCCCAAACUCACUGAGACAGAAUAGAAAGUGUCUUUGAAUAUCAGUUUAAAGGUGUGGCCAGUAGAUUUAGGUAUGAACUUUAACUAGGCCAUUGUAUCACAUGACUAUAGUUUGAGCUAAAUCAUUCGAAUUGUGGCUCCAGUUGUUUGUUUAUUGUUGUCCUGCCUAAAGUUGAACCUUUACUUGUUUUUAAAUCCAUCAAUCUAUUUAAUAACUCUGACCAGCCUCACUCUACUGAAGAGAAACACCCCACAGCAUUAUGCUGCCACCACCAUUAGGUGAUUUUUGAAGAUGGGUGCACUGGAUUUAAUUUAGGGGUAUUUGAGCAUAGAAGACUAAAUAUUGAUGCAAUACCCAGUUUCUGAUUUAAUUUAUAAAAAAAAAAAAAUGAAAAGGCAGUAUAUAUGUAAUUUAGCUUGAACUAAACAACUACACACAAUGUGUUUUCCUAUUCCAAUAAAUUAAUUCCAAAUAAAAUAUGUUAAAGUCCUGCAAUGGACUGGUGAACUGCCCAGGGUGUACCCCGCCUCUCGCCCGUAGACAGCUGGAGAUAGGCAACAGCACCCCUCGCAACCCCAAUUGGGACAAGCGUGUCAGAUAAUGGAUGGAUGGAUAUGUUGAAGUUUGUGGUUGGCAUGUGACAAAGGUGGAAAACUUUGAGGGAUAUGGUUACUUUUACCAUUGUGUCAAUUAUCAGUCAUAAUAGAUUGUUUUUUUUUUACUCUGGGUGAUCUCAGUAACACAAUUCUAAAUUAUUGACAUCAGCAGUUCUCAAACCUUUCAGCUUCCCGUCAACAAGGCAGCUGUGACAUAACCUUACAUUUUCUGGCUGAAUAAAACAAAAAUUUAUAUUGGGGCAAUAAUAUAUAACCAACAAAAAAAUAAAUCCUCCAAUUUCCAUCACCUAAAGUAAGAUAAAGACCCAAUUUUUGGGGAAAAAACUGCGAUUAGAUUAAAAAAAGGAACCAGUGAAUCUUAUUCAUCAAGCUUAAAAAUAAAAUAUGUCCUUAUUUUGCCGUUUGCUCUGUUAAAACCGUGAUAUUGUUUAGUUUUUGGCCUCCUGGUAUCAUAUAAAAGCAUAGAAAAGUAGAUCCCAGCCUUCCUUUUAGAGUAUAUUUGUUGUAGAAAUGGGAACGUUAAUAAACCUGUAUUGUACUGAUUUCUGAUAUUUCUACUGUUCUCUGAAACAAGUGAGACCUACCUUGCUGUUGGCUGUUUUUUCUUACAGUGGAGCACCCUAUACCCAUCUCUGUGGUCUUUGAUGUACUUUUCCAGUUCGUAGAUUAUUGCAGAAAUCAUGCAGAGAGAUGAAAGCAGUGAAAACCCCCUUUUUUAAAAUCAUAAUAUUCUGAAAUAACACAUUAGAAAAACCUCAUUCAAUGAGAAUGCUGUUGCAGAAUGAAGAAUGUACUCCGCUACAACAAGGACAUGUGGCCGCGAGCUUUGAUUGUGUUAAAGAAGACGAUGGCUGUUUUGGCUGAUGUGAGAUUUUCACCCCACAUGUGCCUUUCUGUCCUGCUGUUCUGGAAGGGAAAAACUACAUUAACCAUUGGUUUGUAGAGGCUCAUCAAGCCCUACUCUGCUGCUUCUCAUCUGUUGUUGAGAAUGGGUCAGAGAUGUAUGAAACGAGUGUAAUACGGCUCUUUUAAAGCGCCAACUAUAGAAGCACAAGGCUUACCAGUGAGCGAAGCUGAAAUCAGUUUCUGACUUUUCAGAUUUAGCAACCUAAGUUUGACCUGAAAACAUGCACCAAUCCUCUUUACAAGUCAUAUUUACCUAAUCAAUUCUUCUUUCUAUAAAUCAGAGGAAUCCUACGAUCAACCUACAAUCUAACAAAUCAAAGGACCAACAAAUCUAUUGUUUUUGCGGCUGUUGCUGUUUCAACUGCAGCCAUUUCAGCUCAUAUACAGAUGCAUGUUCAAAAGCUGCAUGCAGAGAAAGAGGGCACUCUUUAAAAAUGCAGCUUGCUUGGGGUGCAAAAACCUGAUUGGCAUGAAUGUAAAGAUGCAGAUCAUACCUUUACAUCCUCCGCUGAGGAUUUGGAUCUCCUGGUUGCCUUGGGUACCAUGCAUCACAUGACACGCUGAUUGCCUUGGAACACGUCAUUUCCAUCCGUAGGCCUACACUGCACUGAAAUUGGUAUUAAGAUUUAUAAUUCUGCUCAGAUAAACAGGGUCAGUGUUAGCUGUACCGCCUGGUCAGUCUACGUUCCUUAGAUAUUGUAGAAAACAAAAAAACUCACUUAAAGCACAAACUGCCAGACAUGAGGUGCUUUCUAUACUCAUGAUGACACAUUUCUGUUAUUCACAUCUAUCGGCAACCAUACAGUACACACACUCAGCUGACUGUUGCGUUUAAAAACCUGAAAUAACAGCUUUUUUUGGAUCGACCCCAGCUUGUUCGUGCAUGCGUACUUUUUGAGUUCACCUGUAUUGACAUGAAACUGACUUGUUAUUGAAAUGCUACGUCAAACGAUGUGGUUUUGAGAAGCUAAAACUGUUGAGUUUGGAGGACGCACAUGUAACCUGGCUUUGCUGUGUGACAAAGAAAGCCAUUUUUCUCACUCCUUCCUGCUUCAUAGUUCUUCUGUCAUCUCUUAAUUUAAGUGCAAUAUUCUCUUUAUCUCUAUCUAAAUGCUUAUAAAGGUGAAAUAUAAGUAAGAUUUAUUGUUGGAAGGGAAAAGGUGUGUUCAAGACCAAUAAAAAAGUCAUUUACUGAAAAAA
This is a messenger RNA of Cyprinodon tularosa, 10778 nucleotides long. RefSeq names its product microtubule-associated protein 1Aa (gene map1aa). Gene Ontology annotation, cellular component: microtubule associated complex; synapse; neuronal cell body. The coding region runs from base 20 to 7714 and encodes 2564 amino acids. Gene Ontology annotation, biological process: axonogenesis; dendrite development; regulation of microtubule depolymerization. The record is from RefSeq and is a predicted model, not a curated record. The transcript has 7 exons. Gene Ontology annotation, molecular function: actin binding; microtubule binding. Lineage: Eukaryota; Metazoa; Chordata; Actinopteri; Cyprinodontiformes; Cyprinodontidae.